Molecule: messenger RNA, 3706 nt
Organism: Micropterus salmoides (largemouth bass)
Lineage: Eukaryota; Metazoa; Chordata; Actinopteri; Centrarchiformes; Centrarchidae
Product: TCDD-inducible poly(ADP-ribose) polymerase
Exons: 7
Coding region: 332-2479 (715 amino acids)
Molecular function (GO): zinc ion binding; NAD+ poly-ADP-ribosyltransferase activity
Source: RefSeq, a predicted model, not a curated record
CCGGGAGGCAGGCAGAGAGUCUCUUGCCACAGCUGUGCUCCGCUCUUUGUCGGUUUCUGCUCUCCUGCGCUUUUCUAUCCGGUACAAGGAUACAAAGAGAGGGGCAGACAGCAUGAAAUAGAGACAGAGCGUAAGAGCGGCGGGGGCAGCAGAGGGACACGAAAAACCUAACCGGACUACAGUCUAGUCCGGACACGGAUACUAUUAUCUCCAGACUGGAUACGGAGCUUCGCCGAUGUACGCACUGGAUUUUACCCACCAAAGAGUGUCGAGACCGCGGAGAGAGGGGCGGACUUUAUCGCGCAGGACUGUCAGGGUUUAGGAGGGGAUCAUGGAUAAAACUUUGCACAUUCUCCAGAAAUCCGCAGACGGUGUGCCGACUGGGAUCGCCCUGGAUAUGAGUUUAAAUAUGGACGAGGGGGAGGAUUUCACGGAGCAGCAGAUAGUGGGGCUCCCGGACAAAAUACCUUUGGUGAAACCUCAUUUCAAAAAGAAGCAGAGGAAAUUGGACGCCAAAUGCCUCCACCGCGCCCUGGAGGACCCUAUACUGACCACUUUACUGAGCACGGAUACGCUGGUCUCUGGGGACGGGGUGUUCGUUCCCCGGAACCAGCCGGGCCGGACUGCGGGUACCCUGUGCGCAGCGGCUGUAGUGAAACAGAACUGUAUGGGCCAGGUGUGUCUCAAAGACCCGGGAGCUGCUGACGAUGCCACAGCUGGGGCUGUACCCGGGUUGAUUACCCGGGAUGGUGAUGUGGAAAUAGCCGAUACUACUGCGGAGCUGGAGGAGACUGAGCUGCGAGGGGAGCGACCCAAGAUCAAUGAUCCAACCCCGGGCAGCCGCUGCUUUCAGCCUAAACCUGGCCUCAGGGCGGCCGGGAGCACAGUGACAAUAACGCCACCUGUCAGGGAUAUACCUCCCAUAGUUGCACCCCAGGCUCCUCACCAAGAGGGCGGCAUCAAAAGAAAUGACCUCUUAACCUCUGGGGCUAAAAACCUUCCAGUCAAAGCAUGCACCAGCGUCCAUGACCCCAUUCCCCUCCUUCUGCAGCCUGACAAAGGAGUGCUAUUUCAGGAUAAAAGCGAUGAGGUCUCCCUGGACCUGGUUUUUGAGCUGCUCACCCAGCUCCAGUAUCACACGCACCAGUCAGACUCAGUAGAAAUUUGUGUGGAUUUCCUCCAAGGGCAGUGUGUUUAUGGCAAUGACUGUGCCCACCACCACACUGUCCUGCCCUACUACUGGCAGAUCCGCAGGAGCAGCAGUCAGACGUGGCAGAGCAUAGCAGACGACUCUCAGGAACAGCUGGAGAGACUGUACUGCAACCCAGACAAUGAGCAAGUCAGGCUCAAGUUUCAGGGUAGAGUGUUUACCCUAGACUUUGGGGCGAUGCAAGUGUGUGACCUGGAGUUUGACCGUGUCCGACGACUGACCACUCCCGCCAGCCCUCUACCCACUCCCACAACGAACUCAAACCCCACCCCAAGCUGUCACACAGUGUGGAAGUACUACUGCAGAGACAACUUUGGCUGGCGGGAAUACUCUGAGCCGGUGGUGAAGCUCAUAGAGGAGGCGAGUUUGAGGGGUCUUAAGGAGGUGCGAUUCAUUACGCUCCAGAACCAGUAUAUCCUCAACAUCAGGGAGGGCUUCCAGCAGAACGCUGUCUUUGGGUUCAGGCGUCAGAUCAAGAAGCGGCCCAUGUUCAUGUCCUCCGUGAUGCUUACACCCCUCCUACAGACUUUGGGCGGCCUCUCUUCAUCUCCCCUCCCCUGUUCCUCCUCCAUCUCCUCAUCCAUGGAUCUCUCCACAUCGCAUCCCCUCUCUCCAACGACCACCAACCCACCCAGCCUUUUCCCGGAGACAUGGCUACCCAUGACAAUGAGCCAGGACUUCCUGCAGGUGCCAGUCUCACGUGAGGACCGCAGCUUCCGGACAGUGUACAGCCUUUUCCACAAGACGGUGUCGGAGACCAAGUUCAGGAUCAUCAAGAUCAUGCGUGUGCAGAACCCCUUCCUCUGGGAGAAGUACAAGAGGAAGAAGGAGUACAUGUCGCGGCGGAUGUCAGAGAUGGACCGGCUGCUGAGUGAGCGCCACCUCUUCCACGGCACCUCGGCCGACGUGGUGGAGGGCAUCUGCAAGCACAACUUUGACCCCCGAGUCUGCGGAAAACACGCCACCAUGUUCGGCCAGGGCUCCUACUUUGCCCGCAAGGCUGUCUACUCCCACAACUUCUCCAAGCGCUCGCCCAAAGGAGUCCACUGCAUGUUCCUGGCCAAAGUCCUCACUGGCAGGUUUACUGUAGGAAAUCCCUCCAUGCGUCGACCUCCACCCAUCAACCCUCGUGACCCCUCCAGUGACCUUUUUGACUCCUGUGUGGACAACUGGGUGGACCCCCAGAUCUAUGUCAUUUUCAACGAUGACCAGAGCUACCCUUACUUUAUCAUUCAGUACGAGGAGGUACCCAGUACCGUUGCCGUCUAAGCCCUGGAUCAGAUCUGGGUCUGUCUGUGUUUGCAAAUACUUACUCAUAGUUUGUUUUAGUCCAUUGCUGUGCCAGAUGGGCGGAGUUUGCCUCUGAAGGUGAAAAGGAACAAUUCAGACCAAUAACAAGCUGACAUUUUCUUUUUGAUCACUGUUGCUUUAACCAACUUUGUUAGACAAAGCUUCGCCCAUCUGCUGCUCUAAACAGGUUAAAACAGGCUAAGACGUGUUUGCAAAUACUCAAUGAUUUAGGAACAGACUGAUCCAAACCGGAUUAAACUGGACAAAACUGGACGAGCAAAGUACGACAUCUGUGUAUGAUCCAUUGUUCAAAGAUGGAUGACAACUGACAACAGCUCCGACCACAAAAGACUUGACUAGACUCAUAUACCACACUUUGUUAUCUAGUGGGAACAGGAGCCUAGUGAUGAUCAUCGGACACAAAAGGAUUUUAUCUACCUUAUUGAUCUGGAGCAGAUGCAGGAAAACCAAACCUAGUCCUCUUAUCAUUUUUACUUAGUCGUAUGGCUGUAUAUGAACUCCACAUCAGGACAAAUGCUGUAGUAGGCAGUUAGCGUCCUGCCAGUACUGUGAAUGACCAACUGGUCGUAUUAUUGUGAGGAAGCAGUAACCAACCAAUCAAACGCUUCCAUAGAGAUACCAUGGCGACACUGACCCCUGUCAUUCUGUUACAAAAAUCAUAGUGAGUGUCUACCCAGCCUCCGGCCCAUAUGUUUUUUUUGUUUUUUAUUUCAAGUCUAUGUGCUGCGUGUUUGAAUCUUUUAAUUUAGUGGACAUGAAUCUUGUGGCCUCCUCAAACAGACAAUGGACAUGGGUUUCAGUGGGACUUUUACAAAUGGACAUACAUACUGUUUACCUCCAGGCAGAGGUUCCACAUGAAGCCAGUGCUGUUCCCGGUUGCCGUUUUUGCCUUCGCGCCCACCGCUUUAGUUCCUCACGGGGGAUUGAAGAGUGUACAAUUUCACGCUGAGACUCGAUGCUGCUGCAGCGGUGGCGGCACAGUAGCAUUUUGUCAACAAACCCCCUGAAACUCAUCUCUCUUGGACCGCUCUCUCACUCAGAGACAGUAGAUAUGUUUUAUUGAGACAUACUGUACAGGCGUUCUCUUUGUUUAUAUUUGAACUGUGUGCCUUUUGUUCAUAAAAAUUUUAUUUAUGUUAGUUUAAUGUAACAUUGAUUAAAUAAAGAAUCUAAAACAGAAAAAAA